UCAACAUUCUUUCUUCUCAAAAGGAGCAGCAGCGCAGGAAGGAAAACAGCAUUCUUAAAAGCUAAGAGCAGGAGGCUUUAUAUAUAUAUAUAUAUUUAUAUAUACUGUACUCUGCAUCGAGUAAUAACACCUUUCAGAUGUCCUCGCAGGCUGGAGAAAUGUUCCAGCGGAGCUGCAGCUUCAUUGUGUUUCUCUUCCUUUGUCAAUCAUCUAUCAGAAAAGCAUAUUGUGCAUCAGCAUAUGACGCCGAAGGCCUGCAGAGACGCCUCCUUAUCGAGGAAGAUCAUGCCAACAUUAAUGGCACGGACGCUCGAAGUCUUACCAAUGUAGACAACACCCCUCCGUCGAUGGAAUGGUCCUAUUUGGCCGCGGGACUUGGUACAGCUCUCACUAUAUCGCUAGUUAUUGUGAUGGCUGUCAAGUUCCGUUUCUUCCAUCGCUUCCUGGCGAGCUACAGACACUCCUUGCUGCAGGAAGCUGACGGGGUCAGCCAGUAUGGUCAAGAUGAGGUGACCUUUCCAAGCAGCGUGUCAGGGAGAAUGGGAGUGGUGCGAGGGCCCGUCGGCACACUAGAAGAGGAUGAUGACGGCUUCAUUGAAGAUAAUUACAUCCAGACCAGUGAGAAAGACCGUGCAGAGAGAGAAGCUGAGGAGGAGGAGGAGUAUGGGAUAGAGGACAGUGAUGAUGAUCUGCAGUUCACCAUAGGGUGAUCAAGAUAAGCAGCUGGUCUAUGAUCCCAUUUAAAUGACAGCAGAUUGAGAUAUUUUUGUACUUUUCUUUAAAUAUAAAGUAAAAUAUUGUGUCAAAGUUUAUUUUCAGGAGUUCAAUUGCUACUUGGACCACGAACCAGUGGUUUACAAUCUAUCCCUUGAUUUGAGUUUUUGGCUUUUUAAGUGUUGUUUCAUUUCUGCAGCAUAAGAUAUACGUAAGCCCAAUUUGUAAGCAAUAAAUACUAGAACUGUAAAGGUGACUAUAGAGGUGUUAUUCAGGGGUGUAAUAAUCCUAAAACCUGCAUUUAGAAAGUAAUAAACAGUUUUUCUUUGCUCUAACUAAUCAAUGAACAAAGCAUUAGAAGACAAGCAGCAUAGAAAAUGAAUGGAUGUUUAUCAGAGGGACUAAUAGGAGACCAGAGCCCACAGGGAAGCUGACGUCAUCGCAGCCCCCGCAAUGUAUGUGUUGCUCAGAAGGAAUGCAUUAUGGAAAAACGUAACUUUUUUCCCCCAUUUAAAUUCAUAUCGGUACAUGUUUGUAUAUUUGGCAGAUAUACCUUUUGAGUGUAAGUUGCUGUGUGACGAGUUUUGUGUUCCUUGUAAGAUGACACAAUUACAUUGUUAUACUGUUCUAUAUUAUGGCAUCCUGCGAUUUCCAAUGGGUUGACAAGCUUGUUGUGAGUAUACUGAUAGCUUGUGAUUGGCUCCUGCCAAAGAAAGAGCUACUGUUUCCCCUGCCCUCUCACGUUUCCCACUCACAAAUAGCAGAGUAUUUAAACAUUCAUUCAUUUAUUCAUUUUCUACUGCUUUUUCUCACGAGGGUC
Molecule: messenger RNA, 1534 nt
Organism: Doryrhamphus excisus (bluestripe pipefish)
Lineage: Eukaryota; Metazoa; Chordata; Actinopteri; Syngnathiformes; Syngnathidae
Product: leucine-rich repeat-containing protein 19-like
Source: RefSeq, a predicted model, not a curated record